AUGAUUCCUAGAAAUGAAAAGUGUGAAACUAAAGCUGUUAAAUUGGAUUUCCAGGUGAGAGAGACUCUGGCUGCAGAGACUGGCCUCAGCGUUCGUGUCGUCCAGGUCUGGUUCCAGAACCAAAGGGCAAAGAUGAAGAAGUUAGCGCGCAGACAGCAGCAGCAGCAGCAGCAGCAGCAGCACGGCAGUCACAGGCUGGGAGCAGAGAUGUUGUCUGGCUGUAUGGAGAGCCUGCUCAGCACCUUCUCAGGACCGCUACCUUCAAGCAGGCCUCAGCUGGAGACCAUGAAGCACUGUGGGUACAGCAUGGAGCACUUCAACCAGGGCCUCACUCCCCCUCAGAUGCCUGGAGAUCACAUGAACCCCUACGGUCUGGACACCAUCUUGCUGGACAUGGACAGUGAAACCUCGCUGACCAGUCUGAACGAGUCCUUCAUGGCCUUUCAAACUGGAGGCUUCAUACAGGAACACGGAGGAAACCCAAUGGACAGCCUCUGCUCCAUGCAGAGCUCCUACUUCGCCUCCUGAGGCCUGAUCAUUAUGGCGUCCUGCACCUGAAGAACCAGAGACUGAAAAGAUCUAGAAAUAAGGAUCAGUUUUCUGUCUGUUUAAAGAUCAUCUAGAGAUUCUGGUUUUAAAGCAUAGUUCUGAUAGAAAGGCCACUAAUGGCCGACGUCCCUCAGACCAUCAGGCCUGACUGAUCAACCUAUUUCUAUUUAAAUGUAAAGUAUGAGAUG
Molecule: messenger RNA, 737 nt
Organism: Cyprinodon variegatus (sheepshead minnow)
Lineage: Eukaryota; Metazoa; Chordata; Actinopteri; Cyprinodontiformes; Cyprinodontidae
Product: LIM homeobox transcription factor 1-beta.1-like
Exons: 4
Coding region: 1-528 (175 amino acids)
Biological process (GO): regulation of transcription by RNA polymerase II; neuron differentiation
Cellular component (GO): nucleus
Molecular function (GO): DNA-binding transcription factor activity, RNA polymerase II-specific; RNA polymerase II transcription regulatory region sequence-specific DNA binding
Source: RefSeq, a predicted model, not a curated record